AUGAAGUUAUAUAUAGCAACGUCAGAUGGCACCAUCGGAAGCAUGCUAGCACAAGAGGAUGAAUAUGGCACAGAAAGGGCCAUUUACUAUUUAAGUCGAGUACUUAAUGAUGUUGAAACAAGAUAUCAUCCUAGUGAAAAACUUUGUUUGUGUUUAUUCUUCUCAUGUACAAAACUUAAGCAUUAUAUAAAGCCUUUUGACGUUUAUGUGUAUUCCCAUUUUGAUAUCAUUAAACAUAUGCUGUCAAAACCAAUUUUACAUAGCCGAGUCGGGAAAUGGGCUUUGGCACUGACAGAGUAUUCAUUGACUUAUCAAUCAUUAAAAGCUAUCAAAGGCCAAAUUGUGGCCGAUUUCAUUGUAGAGCAUUCAGUGAGCGAGGUUUUGACAACUGAAAUAGACAACCACCCAUGGUAUUUAUAUUUCGAUGGUUCUAGUCAUAAAAAUGGUACUGGCAUAGGGAUAGUCAUAAUCUCGCCUAAAGAUCAUACAUUUGAAUACAUGUUUCGAAUUAAUCAAUUUUGCUCUAACAACGAGGCCGAAUACGAAGCCUUAAUUACAGGUCUAGAAAUUGCACUCGAACUGGGGGCAAGAUACAUCGAAAUCAAAGGAGAUUCUGAACUGGUCCUCAAACAGAUGACAAAAGAAUAUAGGUGCGUUAAAGAAAGUUUGGUCACCUAUCAUGCAAUAGCCAGCAGGUUGCUAAAACAAUUUACCCAUGUGGGCAUUCGGCACGUACCUCGAAUGGAGAACCAACAUGCAAAUGAUCUAGCACAGAAGGCUUCCGGAUACAAAGUCCCUAAGGAACAGAUGCAAGAGCCAAUAGAAAUCAGAAACAGGAGAAAUUCGAUAGAGUCUUUUUCUGGCGAAUCGUUAACGCCAAAACUUGGGGGGACCAGAGCAAGCCAAAAGUCCAUAAAAGGUACGAAUUUUGUCGAAAUUUUUGUCAUUAACGAUUUAAAUGAAAAUGAUUGGCGAAAGCCCAUAGUAGAUUAUCUGGAAAAUCCAAAUGGAGCCACCCCUCGAAAAGUGAAAUACAGAGCCUUGAGCUAUGUAAUAAUGGGUAAUGAACUAUUCAAAAAGACUUCAGAAGGAGUUUUAUUGAAAUGCCUAGGGGAAACAGAUGCGUAUUUGGCUGUCUCUAAUACUCAUGAUGGAGCAUGCGGGACACACCAAGCAGGCCACAAAAUGAAAUGGCUCUUGUUUCGACAAGGUUUGUAUUGGCCAACUAUGCUCAAAGACUGCAUAGAAUUCGCAAAAGGAUGCCAAGGAUGCCAAAAAUACGCUGGAAUUCAACGCGUCCCAGCAAGUGAACUCCAUGCGAUAAUCAAACCUUGGCCAUUUAGAGGAUGGGCUUUAGAUGUAAUAGGGGAAAUUAAACCCACUUCAUCGAAAGGAUACAGAUAUAUCUUAGUUGGAAUAGAUUAUUUUACAAAAUGGAUAGAAGCAAUUCCCUUAAAAGAUGUUACUCAAGAGGAAGUUAUAAGCUUUAUCCAAAAGUUCAUCAUCUAUAGGUUUGCUAUUCCAGAAACCAUAAUCACAGACCAAGGAUCCGUAUUUACUGGUCGAAAGAUGGUGAAAUUUGCCGAAGAUACAGGCUUUAAAUUGCUAACUUCGACACCAUACUAUGCGUAA
Molecule: messenger RNA, 1632 nt
Organism: Medicago truncatula (barrel medic)
Lineage: Eukaryota; Viridiplantae; Streptophyta; Magnoliopsida; Fabales; Fabaceae
Exons: 1
Coding region: 1-1632 (543 amino acids)
Biological process (GO): DNA integration
Molecular function (GO): nucleic acid binding; RNA-DNA hybrid ribonuclease activity
Source: RefSeq, a predicted model, not a curated record